Eucalyptus grandis is the source of this 2231-nucleotide messenger RNA. RefSeq names its product ABC transporter G family member 15. NCBI's taxonomy places the organism in Eukaryota, Viridiplantae, Streptophyta, Magnoliopsida, Myrtales, Myrtaceae. The transcript is spliced from 9 exons. Bases 1 to 1983 code for a protein of 660 amino acids. Gene Ontology annotation, molecular function: ABC-type transporter activity; ATP binding; ATP hydrolysis activity. Gene Ontology annotation, cellular component: membrane. The record is from RefSeq and is a predicted model, not a curated record.
AUGUACUUGGUAUGGGAUGAUCUUUCAGUGACAUUGCCGAAUUCUGGCAAUGGACAUGCGAGAAAGUUACUUAAUGGCCUCACUGGGCAUGCUGAGCCAGGCAGAAUGAUGGCCAUUAUGGGUCCAUCUGGAUCAGGGAAAUCAACUCUUCUCGAUUCACUUGCAGGAAGACUAUCAGGAAACCUCGUCAUGACCGGGAAUGUUAUCCUUAAUGGGAAGAAGAGGAAAUUAAACUAUGGUGGUCUUGCUUACGUAACUCAACACGAUGUGUUGCUGGGAACUCUCACGGUCAGAGAAACAAUAAGGUACUCCGCAGACUUGAGGCUUCCAUCUACAAUGACUAAAGAUGAAAUAAGUGGCAUCAUCGAGAGCACCAUUGAGGAAAUGGGUCUUCAAGAUUGUGCUGAUCGGCUAAUAGGAAAUUGGCACUUGCGAGGUAUAAGUGGAGGAGAGAGAAAGAGGCUCAGCAUUGCACUAGAAAUACUGACAAGACCACACUUAUUGUUUCUUGACGAACCCACCAGUGGCUUGGAUAGUGCUUCAGCUUUCUUUGUAGUUCAGACACUAAGAAACAUCGCUCAUGAUGGCAGAACAAUUCUCUUUGCAAUCCACCAACCCAGUAGUGAAGUUUUUGCAUUAUUUGAUGAUCUGUAUCUUCUUUCUGGUGGUGAAACAGUCUAUCUUGGAGGAGCAAAGCUGGCGGUAGAGUUUUUUGGUGAAGCAGGGUUUCCCUGUCCAAAUACCAGAAAUCCUUCUGAUCACUUCCUUCGUUGUAUCAAUUCUGACUUUGACACUGUUGCAACUUUCAUGGAAUCCUGCAGAAAACAUGAAACCCAUAAUGUGUUGGAUCCAGCUACAAUAUUGACGACAGCAGAAAUUAAAGCAUUGCUCAUACAGACAUACAGGGGGUCGGAGUAUGCAUCAAAAACAAGAGCUAGGAUUCAGGAGAUCUCACACAUUGAAGGGCUUACAGAUAGAAGAAGUGAAGGAAGCCCAGCAAAAUGGUGGAAGCAGCUUUCCACAUUGACAAGGAGAUCCUUUAAGAACAUGCUAAGAGAUCUCGGGUAUUACUGGAUAAGGAUAGUGGUCUAUAUGGCACUUUCAAUUUGUGUUGGUACCAUUUUCUUUGACAUUGGAACAAGCUACACAUCAAUCUGGGCAAGGGGAUCGUGUGGUGCAUUUGUUGCAGGGUAUAUGACAUUCAUGUCAAUUGGAGGCUUCCCAUCAUUUCUUGAGGAGAUGAAGGUGUUCUACCAUGAAAGACUCAAUCGGCAUUAUGGCAUAGCUGUCUACAUUCUAGCAAACUUCCUCUCAUCAUUCCCGUUUGUCGUAUUAAUGUCAUUCGCUACUGGGACUAUUAUAUACUACAUGGUGAAAUUUCGGUCGGAAUUCUCCCUUUGUUUGUAUGUCUGCCUUGAUCUUUUCAGCUCUGUUGCUAUUGUAGAGAGCUGCAUGAUGAUUAUAGCUUCACUUGUUCCCAACUUUUUGAUGGGAAUCAUUUUAGGAGCAGGAUAUAUGGCAAUUGUGAUGAUGACAUCAGGGUACUUCCGAUCGCUUCCUGACCUUCCUAGGGCAUUCUGGCGUUAUCCAUUGUCAUACAUCAACUAUGGGGCAUGGGCAUUGCAGGGAGCAUACAAGAAUGACUUGAUUGGACUUGAGUUUGAUUCACCAGUCCCUGAUGGGCCAAAACUGAAAGGCGAACUUGUGCUCACAAAUAUACUUGGCAUCAAACACAAUUACUCAAAAUGGUGGGAUUUAGCCGCACUUCUAACCAUUCUAAUAUGUUAUAGACUUCUCUUUUUCGCCAUUCUUAAGUUCAAAGAGAGAGCUUCUCCAAUUGUACGGUCACUUCAUGCCAAGAGAACUCUACGACAACUCGGCAAGAGGCCUUCAUUCCAGAAGAUUCCGUCGGUUCCUUCCAAGAGGCACCAGAGGCUUCAUUCUCUGUCUUCUCAAGAGGGUCUUGACUCACCAAUCCAUUGAAGAAGCAAGGAAGUUCAUGUCUCUCUGCUCAAAUGACCAGUAGCCAGGCUGUGACUAGUAGAGAAUGCUCCAGGAGCUCUUUAUGCUUGAGGCAUCCCACCAAUGGCACAUAUAAUGUGUUAGACAUCUAUAUGUAUGUAUGUUUUGUGUGUGUGUGUGUGUGUGUGUGAGAAAGAGAGAGAGAAAUAACACCAAGUUUUUUCGGCCAAUAUAGAUAAUACCAUGCCGCGUAGAGAAUGAUGUGACAA